AUGUCUGCCUUCGAGGAGCUGGGAGUUAUGCCAGAGCUUAUUAAGGGCAUCGAAGAGAUGGAAUGGCUGUUGCCCACUCCUGUGCAAGCAGAGGCGGUGCCACUGAUCCUGGGCGGUGGGGAUGUUAUGGUCGCUGCAGAGACAGGCAGUGGCAAGACUGGUGCUUUUGCAGUGCCAAUCUUGCAGGUGGUGCAUGAAACAGUCACAGCCAGGCAGCAGGAAGCGGGCAGUUCCAAUGUUCCCGCUUCAGGCCCUGUGGACUGCACAUUGAGCACCGAGGACAGGGAUGUCGUCUUCAAUGUAUCCGAGAAUGGGCUGAGCUGCAGCGCGAUGACCAAGGGGUGGGCAGGCGGGAGGGCAACAGUGGGCGCCACAUCGGGCAGGCUGUAUUUCGAGGUCACCAUGCAGAACGACGGCCUUUGCAGAGUCGGGUGGGCCUCUCGCGCGGCCGCUUUUGAGAUCGGUCGGGACAAGCGCAGCUUUGGCUUUGGCAGCACAGGGAAAAAGUCGCAUGGCGGCACAUUUACAGACUACGGGCGGGCCUUUGGCAAGGGGGAGACAGUGGGGUGUCUGCUGGACAUGACAACCGGCCAGAUCUCCUAUACAGUCAAUGGGGCAUCCAUGGGGGUGGCUUUUGAGCUGCCGGCGCAGAUGCGCGGCCAGCCGCUCUACCCAGCUGUGGCGCUGAAGGGCGCGCAGGCAAGGGCCGCUUUUGGAGGAGCCGAUCUCCGUUACGGGCCGCCUGACGGCUGCGUCGGUAUCGCGGACGCUCCCAGCAGCCAAAUCACCAGCGGUGUGUGCCUUGCAUCUGCGGCCGCAGGCGUCCGGACGCCGUCAGCGAUCAUCUUGGAGCCGUCGCGUGACUUGGCGCAGCAGACGCACGACGCCAUAACGUCGCUGAAGCGACACCUGACGUCGGCCUCGCUGCAGAGUGUGCUGCUGGUUGGUGGGACCCAGCCCAAGGAAGCUGUGCGGCAGCUGGAGCGCGGCGCUGACAUCGUCACCGGCACACCAGGGCGCAUCAUGGACUUUGUGGAGAGCGGCAAGCUGGUGCUGUCCAGCGUCAAGUUCUUUGUGCUGGACGAGGCCGACCGGCUGCUGGACACGGGCAACCAGGACACCAUCAUGAAGCUGUUCUCCCGCUUCCCCAAGGCCGGCAUGGGCGUGGCUCGCCUGCAGGUCCUGAUGUUUUCAGCGACGCUGCACUCGGUCGAGGUGAAAGACAUUGCCGCGCGCAUCUGCCAAGGGGCUACCCUCGGGGCGCAUCUGCAUCUGCAGGGCCGGGAGGCAGUGCCAGACACAGUGGACCAUGUGCUGGUGGCUGUGGACCCAAAGGCCGAUCGCUCCUGGCUGCAGACAACCCCAGAGGUGCCCACAGACAACAUCCACGCCUUUGACAGCAGCGGCCCAUCCGUGGACACAGCCGAUAACUGGAGCCUUGCCUUGAAGAGGCUCAAGCCGCGCGUGCUGCACCGCCUCAUCGACGCCUACAAGAUGGAGCAAUGCCUGGUCUUCUGCCGCACCAACUUUGACUGCGACAACUUGGAGAAGUUCCUCAACGGCCUCGGCGGCGGCGGCGGCGGCCGGUGGGCCGGCCGGCGCGAGAGCGGCAAGGAGAACCCGUACUCCUGCUGCGUGCUGGCAGGUGCCCGCAGCACCGACCAGCGCAGGGAGGCCCUGCAGGCGUUCAAGCAGGGGGAGGUCCGUUUUUUGAUCUGCACAGAUGUGGCGGCGCGCGGGCUGGACAUCUCUGGACUGCCCUAUGUGGUCAACCUGACGCUGCCCGACCGGGCAGAGGACUACAUCCACCGCGUCGGCCGCGUCGCAGGGCGCGCAGAGAAGCUGGGCCUGGCGAUAAGCCUGGUGUCGACGGUGAAGGAGAAGGUGUGGUACUGCUCCAAGAAGGGCUACCGGCCGUGGGAGCGGCCCAGCAAGAAGGACGUCAAGGACCAGAAAGAGGGCGGCCACACCAUCUGGUACGACGAGCCGCAGCUGCUCGAGGAAGUUGAGACGCGGCUGCGGCAGAAGGUGACGGCGGUGAAUCCAGACCUGAGCCUGCCGCAGGACAUUGCCAAGCGCGUCUUGGCCGCUCCGGGGUCGGCAGAGGCCGCCUAUGGCCAGCACAAGCAGGGGGACGUAGCCAGCAAGCAUGUGGAGGCACUGAAGCCGGCUGUGGCAGAGCUUGCGCGGCUGGAAGCUCUUGCACAGAGCUUCUACCUCCGGCGCAGCGCCAAGCGCAAGGCACUGGCUGUGUGA
This is a messenger RNA of Coccomyxa subellipsoidea C-169, 2256 nucleotides long. Its product is annotated as DEAD-domain-containing protein. Bases 1 to 2256 code for a protein of 751 amino acids. Lineage: Eukaryota; Viridiplantae; Chlorophyta; Trebouxiophyceae; Coccomyxaceae. The transcript is spliced from 14 exons. The record is from RefSeq and is a predicted model, not a curated record. Gene Ontology annotation, molecular function: ATP binding; RNA helicase activity; nucleic acid binding.